AUGUUUGGAAUGGGGAAGAAGAAAGGAAAUUGCAUAUCAGACGAGCUGUCCCCACGUAUCAAGGGGAAGAACAAAUUCCAGAACAAAUUUUUCCUUUUCUUCAACAAUCUGGUUUCGGGUGGAUUAUCAAGAUGGUUUGUGUGGGAGCCUUACCCAUCAACCGUUAUGUCAUUCUUGCCUCCCGUUUGUUUAGUCGGAAGUCUCGCGUGGUACGCGGUGGUGCCACUAAUUUGUUUCCAAGUUAUUGAGUGGCACCAACCGGACAGAGUCUUGAGACAAUUUGGGAUGCAGCAACCAGUUCCAGAGUCUCCUUCACAACCCCUAAACAUUCAUGGCAUAACAUUAAAGGGGAAACAUGACGAAAAUUGGGGGCAAUUGUUCGCCCCAAUGAUUCAGCAGUGGAAUAAUCGCCAUGCAUUUAGGGUCGACGCUUAUCCCCGACAAGAAGGCCUAUUGAGUUUUAACUCGGACUACAUGGUCUGGUAUAGGCGAAAGACAAAGAUGUUUGUUGACCCAGAAAAUGCAAAGACGGCUACAUUGGGUGAAGUUGCGGAGGCAUUACAAUACAUGUUGUCUCCUCAAGGGAGGAAAACAUGCACAUUUGAUGAUCUCGUGCCUUAUUUUCUGAAAUUAGCUGUACAAAAUGGUUUUGUUCAGUUUCCCAUUCUCAUCCCUAUGCCUUUGACGUUUGUGCUACUUUCUGCUGCUUCUGUUUCUCCAACAGUUCUCUUUUUGGGACAUUUGGCUGGAAUUAGAAAUUGCAAGCUUUUAGGUCAUUGCUAG
Molecule: messenger RNA, 783 nt
Organism: Glycine soja
Lineage: Eukaryota; Viridiplantae; Streptophyta; Magnoliopsida; Fabales; Fabaceae
Exons: 4
Coding region: 1-783 (260 amino acids)
Source: RefSeq, a predicted model, not a curated record